AUGAUGGAGAGUACGUCAAAAACUAUUCAUAGACUACAUAUUCAUAGCUUUUCCGCAGAGCCCAAGUACGAAUUGUCAAUGUGUGUGACUACGCUCUAUGGCGCCGAGCCCAAGUGGUUACAGAUCAUUGAAAUGAUUGAGCAUUACAGGUUACAGGUACAUGCCAUCCAUCUAACUUUUCCGGAAUGGACCGAAGUCUUGCAAGUCUGCUUUUCAUUUCUGUUUGUGUUUUCAGGGUGUUGAACACUUCUAUCUACAUAUUCACAAUGCAACUACUUAUGAUCUAAAGAUAGUAAAUGAGUACGUCCGAACUGGAGAACUGGAAGUGCAUUACCUCUACGAGAGAGACCAGAGAACUGACGAUCACUGGCAAAUGGUUAGCAUUGCGGACUGUCUGAUGUGGUCGAGAAAAGAGUCAAAGUGGACGAUAUUCGCAGAUUUGGAUGAAAGGAUUCUGAUGACCGAGUACAACGGGACCAUUCUCGACUACCUUCGAGAAAUCAAAGACGAAAAGAUCGCGUCAGUGAAGUUCAGACAGCAGUGGAUGUUGAAAACGGAACUGUUGCCCGAGAAGUAUAAGGAUGAGAAACAGGUAGGCUCUUCCCUUUUAGCUAAAUUCAACAGCUUAUACUUUUAGAUAGAAGAAUGGAUGCCUACUCACCGAUGGCACAAUUCCACUGGUAUUGGUCCGACAGGGCAUACCACAAAAUGCAUCAUAGACAGCUCGAAAGUGUUCAUUCAUUAUGUGGGUGCACAAUGUAGAAGAGUUCUUUCCUGGACACGAAUACUACGAGUACAAUCUAAUGCCUGAGGAAGGCCUCGUCAGGUAACUUCAGUUCUCGUUUCGAUGUGAGUAUUCGUUGCAGACAUUAUCGAGAUCAAUCACUCGGCGAUUGGGGUCGGAAAUGGUUGAAAGAGACCCUUCAGUUCGGCCGUUUGCAAUUGACAGACUAUCCGCAAAAGUACCUGGAAGAAUUAACAAAAAAUGUUAAACAACGGGCUCAAUAUGUUUACGGGAAUAAGUAUGAUUGACUGGUUCAUUGACAGUGUGUAAUAAAAAUUAUUCGAAGAUUGACAGAACAGAAAACAUGACUGACUUCACAAUUUCUCCGUGAAUGCGCUUUGAAGCACGAAAAAGAGCAAUAGUGUGCUCUUUCCCAUUUCCUCUGUAGUAUGCUCUCGGAUCACAUCCUUCGGUAGCCGUGCUGCGCUUCACAUCGCAUGUUGUGUAGAGUGUCAUUGACUGAUAAUCGAGUACAAAAGUACGCCGCUUCUCCGUUAUCACAGUUGCCGAGACUUCCUCUCCUCGUCGCAAACAUUCACACACCACCCUCGUCCGCCCGACUGAUCAGUAUCAGAACAUUCCGAAAAUUCUUCCUCCCUUUAGAAAUGCAUAAAUUCUAUCGUCUUCUGCUCAUUUGCCUUCUCGUCUUUCUUCUCGUUUUCGAGGCAUUCUACAGUGGCCACUUUUUCUCGUCUCCUACUUUCAAACGUUCUUCCGGAUAUGUCAAGUUUUAUUCGAUCAGUGAAAAUGUUGCUUCAACUGGUCACAUGUCUUCCACAACUGAAAAAGUGAAUGCGACUGAUGCAUCGUUGUACUUAAUUGACGGAAUUGAUCGAUUCGCUUGGUACCUCAAAAGAGCAACCAAAGAUACUGUUAGUUUCCAUACUGAAUGAUAUCCUAUUAAACCUUUGUUUCAGUUGAAAAAGGCGUCGAAUAUUAGCACGCUAUAUGGCUACGAGUUUGAGCAUGAGAUAACAGUGACUGUGACAUCCUGGCAGAGGACUGGGCACGUUAUUCUACAUUCAUUUUCAUAUGAACGGUUUCAUUUUCAGCUUCCGAGUGUACUGUAGAUACCUGAAUAAAUCAAACAAAGAGAUUGGAGAGGGUGAGGAGAGUAUCACGUAUCCAGAUUACAUGGUGAACUGUCCGAAAAGAACCGGUACCUGGAAGAUUGGAAUAAGUGUGGAGAAGACGGGAGAGUUUGAAGCACUUCCACUUGUGAACCGGAUGAUGAGAGGUAAAGGAAAGAUGAAGCAUAAGAUAAAUUGAAAUUUGCAGAGCCCAAGUACGAAUUGUCAAUGUGCGUGGCUCCGCUCUAUGGCGCCGAGCCCAAGUGGUUACAAAUCAUUGAAAUGAUUGAGCAUUUCAAGUUACAGGUACACGCCUUCCAUCUAACUUUUCAAUUUUCUUUUGUGGUUUUAUGGAGUUGAACACUUCUAUCUUCAUAUUCACAAUGCAACAAAUUACGAUCUGAAAAUAGUGAAUGAGUACGUCCGAACUGGAGAACUGGAAGUGCAUUACCUCUACGAGAGAGACCAGAGAACUGACAACCACUGGCAUAUGGUUAACAUUGCGGACUGUCUGAUAUGGUCGAGAAAAGAGUCAAAGUGGACGAUAUUCGCAGAUUUGGAUGAAAGGAUUCUGAUGACCGAGUACAACGGGACCAUUCUCGACUAUCUUCGAGAAAUCAAAGACGAAAAGAUCGCAGGAAUACAGUUCAGACAGCAGUGGGUGUUGAAAACGGAACUGUUGCCCGAGAAGUAUGAAGGCGAGAAUCAGGUAAGCUCUUCGAUGUGUGCUCUCAUGAAUUGUUUACAUUUUGAGAUUGAGAAAUGGAUGCCCGCUCAUAGAUGGCACAACUCUUCAGCCAUCGGUCCGAGCGGCCACACCGCUAAAUGCAUCAUCGACAGCUCGAAAGUGUUCCGAAUGUGGGUGCACAACGUGGAAGAAUACUUUCCAGGACACGGUUACUUUAUGAAGAAGUUGACGCCGGAGGAAGGACUCGUCAGGUAACAGAUCUAAAUCGUUUUCACAUUUCAAUUCGCUCCUUCAGACACUAUCGCGACCAAACCCUCGGCAGUUGGGGCGAGAAGUGGUUGAACUCGACACUCCGAUUUGGACCGCUUCGUCUCACAGACUAUCCGACAAAGUUCCUCGGAAAACUGACGACGUUGGUGAAGAAGAGAGCCCGUUACGUGUACGGCAACGAACACGAAUGAUUCGCUCAGUAUUUAUAAAUGCAAAUGAAUCCGACGAUCUCAGUGCACAUAAGGUAGAUAAAAGCUCCACUUUUACAUGUGUCUUCUCUCUUGUUACGGUGGUGUCAAGUUUCUCGUUCAUAAAACUUUUAUGAGGACUCUGGAGUUUAACAACUGUGAACAAUUGAUUGAGCAAUCAAGGACGACUAUAAGAAACGUGUUGGAGACUACGAAGCAGAAAUCAUCAAGCCGAGAGCAUCGCAGUUCUUCUGAAGACAGCUUACGAAGAGUAUGUCGCUCUUCACAGCAGCAAAACAAAGGAAUCUACUGCCUACCCACAAGUGAUCCACGUCUCCCCACACCACGCCAUCAACUCCAAUGAUGUCCAUGCAACUUCCAGCGUCCUCUCCAGCGACGACACAGAAAUCCAAUGCAUUCAAUGCAACCACAACAUCACGUUCCAGUUCAAGCAGCACAACAAAUCCAACAAAUCCAUACAACUCCAGACUCCAAUUCAUGUGCAAUGA
This is a messenger RNA of Caenorhabditis sp. 36 PRJEB53466, 3509 nucleotides long. The record is from the annotation of a GenBank genome assembly. NCBI's taxonomy places the organism in Eukaryota, Metazoa, Nematoda, Chromadorea, Rhabditida, Rhabditidae.